GGCGGAUCCCCCAAACCAGCCCAAGCCACCUCGCUCUAUGCACCAUUUUAGCGCAGCUGCUGGUCCGUUCGCAGACAUUUGAGAGCAAGUGACAUCAUACGGGCAGACCAAGAAAGUAUCAUGUGCAGAAAACCCAUGCCGGAGCCCAUUUGUGUGGUGGAAAAUGUAAACGGGUCACUGCGUGUGAAUGAUGGUGCCAUUGAGUACCUUUAUGGGAUUGACCAGCCGGUGGUGGUGGUGUCUGUGGUGGGGCUCUACCGCACAGGGAAGUCUUACCUCAUGAACCGCCUGGCAGGAAAACAAACUGGCUUCGCUCUAGGCAGCACCAUUGAGUCGAAGACUAAAGGUAUCUGGAUGUGGUGUGUGCCACACCCUACUAAAGCAGAACACACACUGCUACUACUGGACACUGAGGGACUGGGGGAUGUGGACAAGGGAGACUCUAAGAAUGAUGCCUGGAUCUUCUGCCUGGCUGUUCUGCUCAGCAGCACUCUGGUCUACAACAGCCGUGGCACCAUUGACAACACAGCACUGGAAAAGCUGCAUUAUGUCACUGAGCUCGCAGAGCACAUUAGGAUCAAAUCACCUUCACCAGCAGGAGAUGAAGAUGAGGAUGAGCAGGACGACUCUAAGUUUGUGCAGUUUUUCCCAAAUUUCAUCUGGACGGUGCGAGAUUUUGUUCUAGAGCUAGUGAUCAAGACAAAGGGUCAGGUCACUGAGGACGAGUACCUGGAUUUUGCCCUUCAGCUAAAGAAAGGCUGUAGUAAGGCAAUAAACAAUUACAAUCUUCCACGGCAGUGUAUUCGGAGCUAUUUCCCUACCAGAAAGUGCUUUGUGUUCCCGUUGCCGGCCUCCCAAGAGAACAUGGCCCACCUUGAGAGCCUGGACGAGCAUGAUAUUUGGCCAGACUUCCUGAAGGUCACACAGAGUUUCUGUAACUAUGUCUUUAAAGAGAGCAAUGUGAAAACACUUAAAGGAGGACACAAAGUCACUGGGAGGAUGUUUGGUCAUCUGGUGAGGUUGUACGUGGAUACAAUCUGUAGCGGCAAAGUGCCCUGUCUGGAGAAUGCUGUGGUCACCAUGGCACAGAUAGAGAACCAGGCCGCUGUACAGGAAGGGCUUAAGGUGUACCAGAGUGGAAUGGAACAGGUGAAAAGUUUGUUUCCAGUCAGUAUUGAUGAGAUUUCUGCUGAACACCAGAGGUGCAGCAACUUGGCCACCACUGAAUUCAUGAAGCGCUCUUUUAAAGAUGAAACAAAAGAAUACCUUAAUUCACUUUCAGAAGAAGUAGACAAACAUUAUUUUGAACUUCUUGAUCAGAACAUGACUGUGUCAGAGAGAAAGUGCUGGGAGCUGUUGUCUGAUCUGUAUAAGGACAUGAGUGAGCACUUGCAGCAGGGAAAAUACACAAAACCUGGAGGAUAUGAACUCUUCUGUACACACAGAGACAACAUAAUCACCCAGUACCACAGACAGCCCAACAAAGGAGUCAAGGCUGAGGAUGUGUUAGAGAUGUUUCUGAGUGAAAGAAGUGUGGAAGCAAACUCCAUUCUCCAGGCUGACAAAAGACUAUCUGAAAAUGAGAAAAAGAUUCAAGAAGAGAGAGAAAAAGCAGCUCUGAUAGACCAGCAGAAAAAGGCAGCAGAGGAGAAACAGAUGGAGAUGGAGCGAAUGAUGGAGGUGGAGAAGGAGAGUCAACAGGAGCGGCUGCUGCAGAUGGAGAGGAAGUUUGAGGAGGAGAAGCAUUUGCAGCGGGAGGAGCUGAACAAAGCUGUGGAGAGCAAACUGGCCGAACAGAAAGACCUCUUGGAGAAAGGCUUCAAGGAGAAGGCUGAGCUUAUGGACCAAGAGAUAGAGCAUCUUAAAAACGAGAAAGAAGAAAAUUCUCGUAGCUUUUUUAAAGAGGUUUUAAUGCCUCUUGUGGGGGUCGGCAAAGAUUUGUUUUCCACUGUUCUCCAGUAUAAGCUUGUGAGGACAAAACUGAAAGGCUUGAAAAAUAAUUCAACUAGUAAAAUUUAGUUAAGCAUCCUGGAGAAAUGAGAAUGAGAACAAGAAGAGAAUAAAUUGUGCAGACAAUAUGACUGACUCCAGUCUUAGAGGGCCACAUCACUGCAGAGUUUAGCUUUAUAUGUCAUGCUGUGUCAUUUACCACACCUGCUUCAACCAUGGAGGAAGUGAAGGAAGAGUAGCAGUAGCUUGAGUGCUUGUAUAUUUAAAUAUACCCCUGGAGGUAUGUGUCUUGGAAGCCUCCAUCUUUGCCUUAUGGACACUAGAAUUUGAACCAAAACAGCCAGGCUUCCCUCGUAAAUAAUGAGCUUAGGGAAUAGCCUCUGAAAUAAGCGAUGAAUGCAUGAAAACAGGAAUACCAUAUUUGAAAUAAGGUGGAGUCGUCAGAGUGAGAGUGUCGACUCUCUUCAGCUGUCAUAGACAUUGGUAAAAAGUCAAGCCUGUCUCCUGAACGUGUCACAGUGAGAGAACAUGUUAAUGCUGACUGACUCACAGCACUAUAUGCAACUCAGUGGUCAUGUCAACCAAAAUUGAGCACAUGUGACAUGCUGGUUAGCAAUAAUAUAAAGGCCAAGAGACAAGGUAAAAAUAUUUUUUUUUGAUAUUUUAAAUCCCCACCAAAACAAAUAAUCGCUGGAGAAGGAAAUGGUGUAAUAGUACAAAGAAACAGAAACUGAGACCAAGUUUAUUUAGUCAGAAACAGCAGGUACAAUUUUUCUGUUGACCUCUAUGAAUUCAAAGGAUUAGAAGAGGGAACAAUGCAAAUCUCUGCAGAUCUGCGGCCUUCAAGGGCUUGAGUCUGAAUCCAGUGGUUCAAAGGCAGACUAUCCUAGUCACACACAUGUAAAAAGUUUUAUAAAGCUGCAGUGCUGUUUCAGUUGCAAUUUCAAAGGAUGCCAAUUCUACUUAGAAUGUCAAAUCAAUUUCUCAUUCCAUACUUUGUUAAGUAUUAAUCUUUUAUUCCAUUACUCUCUACAACUGCCAUUUUGAGAAUGAAGAACUUGUUCAGUAGCCUUAUGCAAAAGAAACAUACUAUUUAUUCAGUGUGAUUUUGUAAAUCCUUUUUGGACAGAUUAGAUAUCCAUUCACACACACUUAUACAUACACAGACGUGUUUCCUGAAGUGCAACAAUUGCGUACAGUUAAUUUAAUUUCUUGUGAUUCUGAGUGGACAGAAUUAUAAAAUAAAACGAAAGACAAUUACA
Molecule: messenger RNA, 3212 nt
Organism: Colossoma macropomum (tambaqui)
Lineage: Eukaryota; Metazoa; Chordata; Actinopteri; Characiformes; Serrasalmidae
Product: guanylate-binding protein 1-like
Exons: 11
Coding region: 121-2019 (632 amino acids)
Molecular function (GO): GTP binding; GTPase activity
Source: RefSeq, a predicted model, not a curated record